Prorocentrum cordatum is the source of this 1265-nucleotide messenger RNA. Lineage: Eukaryota; Dinophyceae; Prorocentrales; Prorocentraceae. The record is from the annotation of a GenBank genome assembly.
AGCCAUUUUGGCUCAAGGGCUCGAGACAGCGCCCCGACCCAGCCAGCUCGGCAGGCCUCCCUCGCAGGCCCGGCUCGCCUCCUGCACCGCUUGCCAUGGCGCCCAAGUUCGAUCCCAACGAGGUCAAGAUUGUGAAGCUCCGGCAGUAUGGCGGCGAGCAGGCGCCAUCGUCUGUGCUCGCUCCGAAGGUGGGACCCCUGGGGAUGUCUCCCAAGAAGAUCGGGGACGACAUCGUGAAGGGCACCUCGCAGUGGAAGGGCAUCCGCGUGACGGUCAGGCUGACGAUCCAGAACCGCGCGGCGAAGGUCGACGUGGAACCGAACGCGACGAGCCUCAUCAUCAAGAGCCUGAAGGAGCCCCUGCGCGACCGCAAGAAGACCAAGAACAUCAAGCACUCCGGGAACCUGACCAAGCAGCAGAUAUUCGACAUCGUGAGGCAGAUGAGGGAGAAGAGCCAGGCCAAGGAGUUCUCUGGCACCCUCAAGGAGAGGUGCUUGGCAGCUGCCGGGCCGUUGGCUGCACGGUGGACGGCACGGCGCCCGCCACUCUGACGCAGAUGGUCGACGAUGGCGAGUUCGAGAUGCCGGAGAAGUGAGCGUGGGAUGACGAACGGACAACACACGCGUGCCGCGAAUCUGGCGAUCCUGGCUCCUCCUCCUCCCUUCUCUUCCCUACAAAUUCUCGACGCUGCGCGUAUCCCCACCAGCCCUUCGCUGCUCGGGACUGGCGUCGAUCUCAGGGUUUACGAGAUGUGCCGCGGAGUGGUGCAGCCUUCCAGCGGACACCGUGCUUCCCCGGCGCCUGUCCCCGCCUACUUGGCAUGUUCCGCGCCGCUGCCGCGGCCCUGGCCCUUGGCGCCCUGCGGCGACAUGGUCAGUCUGUACCUGGUCACUCCUGGCCACGGUGCCUGAGCUCGAAUGCGUGGCUUCCAGCUCUCCGUUCCUGGUGGCGCACCGCUUUCUGGUUUUCCUGCAGUGGAAGCGCCCUCGCCAGUGUGAUGCGUGGUCGCUGGUACAGAGGGGAUCAAGCGUUCCUGGCGUGCAGGACCUAAUUCCAUCUUUGGCAUCCUUGUGCCUCAGGCCUGCAAGUUGCAUCAGCUUCCCGGGGCGUUGCAGACCACCCAGCCAGUUCCACCAGCAGCAGCCCCUCAGCCGCCGCUUCUGAGUGCUGGCCCGGCCGUCUUGCGCGUCGCUCAGUAGCUAAUUCGGCUGGCCCGUGCCCCAGACCCCCCUCUCGGCGACAGCUUCACGCGUCCGCCCGCGACC